Messenger RNA from Vigna umbellata (rice bean), 725 nucleotides. Lineage: Eukaryota; Viridiplantae; Streptophyta; Magnoliopsida; Fabales; Fabaceae. The record is from RefSeq and is a predicted model, not a curated record.
GGAAGGACGAAGAAAAUGGCAGAAGAGAAGAGUGUGGAGAUUCCUAGAGUCAAACUUGGAACUCAAGGUCUUGAGGUAUCAAAGUUGGGGUUGGGAUGCAUGAACAUCAGUGGAGCCUAUACUGAUCCUGUUUCUGAUGAUGAAGGCAUAUCUCUUAUUAAGUAUGCAUUCGAUCACGGAAUUACUUUCUUUGACACUGCUGAUAUUUAUGGGGCCAAGGCUAACGAAGUUUUGAUCGGAAAAGCUUUGAAGCAGUUACCCAGAGAAAAAGUUCAACUGGCGACGAAAUUUGGAAUAGCAGGAAUGAAUUUUCCUAAUGUACAAGUCAAAGGUACACCGGAGUACGUGCGAUCGGCUUGUGAAGCUAGCUUGAAACGUCUUGAUGUUGAAUACGUUGAUCUCUAUUAUCAGCACAGAGUCGACCAAACAGUAGCCAUAGAAGAAACGGUAGGUGAGCUAAAAAAGCUGGUGGAAGAGGGAAAAGUGAGGUACAUAGGGUUAUCUGAAGCUAGUCCUGAUACUAUAAGAAGAGCACAUGCUGUUCAUCCCAUCACAGCUUUGCAAAUAGAGUGGUCCCUUUGGACUCGUGAUAUUGAGGAGGAGAUAGUUCCUCUCUGUAGGUUAGUUCAACUUCUUCUCCAAGAUCACUGGAAUGUUGAGAUAAUUCUCAUAUCUGUUUCUUAACUAAAUUUUUAUCCUCUGUUUAACUAAGAGUUACUAGAAAA